AAGUAACUGCACUGGAGUUUACAAGCCAGCUACUUCCGGUAUCACUGUGUUUGGGUGGGACAAGCGGAAGCGGCGUUUUUCAGUGCUUUGACAUUAACCAAUUUCUUCCCCAAAAAACAGCAAAUAUUUAAAAAAUGCCGGCUUAUCAUUCCAGUCUAAUGGACGACGACACCAAACUGGUGGGAAAUAUGGCAAUGUUGCCCCUCAAAACACAAUUUAAAGGCCCUGCUCCAAAAGAAACCAAAGACACAGACAUCAUCGACGAGGCCAUUUACUACUUUAAAGCCAAUGUGUUCUUCAAGAAUUAUGAAAUUAAGAACGAGGCAGACCGAACAUUGAUCUACGUCACUCUGUACAUCUCUGAAUGCCUCAAGAAGCUGCAGAAGUGCAGCUCUAAAGGCCAGGGAGAGAAGGAGAUGUACACGCUGGGAAUCACCAACUUCCCCAUCCCAGGGGAGCCGGGAUUCCCUCUCAACGCCAUGUAUGUUAAACCUACCAACAGACAGGAAGACGAAUCUAUGAGGGCUUACCUGCAGCAGAUUCGUCAGGAAACAGGCGUGAGACUGUGCGAGAAAGUGUUUGACCCACAGACAGACAAGCCAAGCAAGUGGUGGAUGUGCUUUGUAAAGAGACAAUUCAUGAACAAGAGUCUGUCUGCUCCUGGGCAAUAAGAACUGGAGCAACUGGAAGUCUCUGUCAUCCAUGUGGAGCGUGGGUGGGAAUAAUAUUCCAGUUUUGGAUGUUUUCCUUAUUGAUUAUUUUUUUUCUUCCAUUGGAUACCAGAUUUAAGAUUACUUUUAUACUUGCACAUUUGAUUUCCUGCCAUUAUACAUCCUAUAUGAUACGAUACAAGGUAAUCAAAUAAAAGCUGAAUAAUAAGUUUA
This is a messenger RNA of Tachysurus vachellii, 884 nucleotides long. RefSeq names its product actin related protein 2/3 complex, subunit 3 (gene arpc3). The record is from RefSeq and is a predicted model, not a curated record. NCBI's taxonomy places the organism in Eukaryota, Metazoa, Chordata, Actinopteri, Siluriformes, Bagridae. The coding region runs from base 135 to 671 and encodes 178 amino acids. Gene Ontology annotation, molecular function: actin filament binding. The transcript has 7 exons. Gene Ontology annotation, cellular component: Arp2/3 protein complex; cytoskeleton. Gene Ontology annotation, biological process: regulation of actin filament polymerization; Arp2/3 complex-mediated actin nucleation.